Guyanagaster necrorhizus is the source of this 1152-nucleotide messenger RNA. Its product is annotated as alpha/beta-hydrolase. The record is from RefSeq and is a predicted model, not a curated record. The coding region runs from base 1 to 1152 and encodes 383 amino acids. NCBI's taxonomy places the organism in Eukaryota, Fungi, Basidiomycota, Agaricomycetes, Agaricales, Physalacriaceae. Gene Ontology annotation, molecular function: hydrolase activity. The transcript has a single exon.
AUGUCAGACAGCAUAUAUGCGCGGCGUCCAUGGAAGUUCUUCUAUCUGCUAUACCAAUUAACUGUUACCCUCGCCGUUCGUCUGCCUAUAUGGAUUUUUCUUUCUAUGAUACGACGCCCACGACAGUCAUGGAGCGUCUCGCGGACCGUGCUUGUGCAGCUCCUUCGACAAUUCGUCUAUAUCACUGAAAAAAUAGGUCCUAUCUUGCCGUGGGAGGAACCCAGCCAUAGAGAGCUCGUGCCCAACUCAGGUGGCGUAUGGGUUGAGCCAUUACCGUCGUCGGAAAUAUCUGAUGAACUGCUGAUGCUUGCCUCCGCGUCGGGGGCAAUACCGGUUCGCAUACCGGGGUAUUGGAUACCGGCGAGCUCAUCAUUGUCGCCGGCGAAGAAAGGAGAGAAGGUGCUGUAUUCGUUGCAUGGUGGAGGGUACUAUGAAGGUAGUGCGCACCCAUCGAGCCCCAUGGCUGCCAUUCCGACCAGCAUACUCAAAAGCUGCUCAUCCAUCACAUGUACAUUCGCCAUCGAAUAUCGUCUUUCAACGCAGCACGAAAAUGCAUUCCCCACCGCACUGUUCGAUGCGCUAUCGGGAUAUCAUUACCUGAUCAACGUCCUCCAUAUAUCUCCCAGCGACAUUAUUGUCGAGGGAGACUCAGCUGGGGGGAAUCUCGCUCUUGCUCUCACACGCUAUCUUGUCUCAAACAAGACGAAUCUCCCCGUGCCAUCUUCAUUGCUCCUUCUCUCUCCUUGGUGCGAUAUUGGUUUAUCCCAUGACGUGCCGUCGUCGUCGAGCACUCUGAAGCUGCAUGCAGACUAUGAUCCCGAACCCCAUGGCAUUGAUGACGUUAAACGAGCCUUCUUGGGGCGCAAUGGGUGGGGGGCAGCAGAGAUUAAUCCAUACAUAUCGCCUGCGUCCCGUAAUCCGGCACUCAGCAUUCACUUCAAGGGAUUCCCGCCGUCAUUUAUUGUCGCUGGAGGCGCUGAGAAUCUUGCUCCUCAGAUACGUCUGCUAAGAGACAGGAUGCAAAGGGAUUUGGGCUCGAAACUUAGGUAUUUUGAAGCCGAGGGAGGGUCUCACGAUUAUAUUCUAUUUUCUUGGCAGGAGCCCGAGAGAAGUAACGCGCUUCAAGAGAUAGCAGACUGGAUUUCUGCAUAA